AUGUCCGACCCAGAUGCACCACACGAUGACACUUCCCCAUGCGACCUCAAACGCGAAGCAGUGACGGCAGCUCGCCGACAGGGAAAUCUUGAGACCAUACGCAAGCAGCCCGGCUGGUCAGACUUCCCUUCCUGCAUACCGAUUUCGAUGCGAACAACCAAAAGCGGCAAAGUGACUGAGUUCGGAAAUACCAAACUUCGCAUCAUUGAACGCAUCGCUGUAUCUACAGACUUCGAUAAUGCAUUGGACUUCCUCAAAAGCUCGACAAAGGGAGACGAAAGGUUACUGAGUCUCAAGGAUCUGGAACAAUGUGCCGCACGAUUUGACGCGGGCAAGAAGGGAAGACAUCAGUCGGGGGACCGGGGAGGUUCGAGUUCAGCGCCAACGAGCACUGCGGUGAGCCAGGCUGACGAGAGUGAGCCAAGCUACCAGUCCAUGGCGCAACCUCUCGACUCCUGGAAUGGCUUCACUCUUGAUGCCAGUCCAAUGCCUUUGCAGACUGGAUCUUCCUUUGCAGCUCCGCUCAAACGCCCAAGUCCUGAAGCUUUCCAGAACAUGUCUGUAUCCCCGAUAGAUACCAAACGACCUCGAAUGGACACUCUCUUCGAUACUCAGCAUGCGGAGUUUCCAUUCCACAUGCCUGAACUGGAGUCCAACAACACGACAAAUCUCGCCGUUCCCCAGAGUUAUCAUCAGCAGAGCAGUCCAAACAUGCGAGCAUCACCAGGUAUUCCGCUACCACGCUCACCAUCUCAGGAUCCCGCGAGAGCAUUGUUGAGCAUACAUCCGCACGCUGGAAGCAUCUUUUCAAACCUCAACACAGCAUUCGACGACCUGCUCGCUCGGAUAGAAGACCAUCAACAGAUUGUCAAAACUGCGCUUGACCAAUACCGAAUGGCCACGAAUGGUCUUAGCGUUGUGUCUGGAUCUGGGACAAGCGCUGGUGACCGUGACUUGGAAGCUGCGCUGAGGACAGCACAGAGGAAAGAGGUACGCGCUCGUCACGAUCUGGAACAAGCAAGGUCCGCAAGAGAUGUGAUCGAUAUAGAGUAUGGCCAUGUCGGGACAUCGCUAUCCCGUGCGCUGGUGGAUACUGUACGAGCCGAGUACUCUCGGGCAGGAGUGGCCAUGACGAGGGCUCAAGCAGAUGUCGAGGCUGCCAGGCAAAGACUGAGCAGUGCACAAAAUCGAGAGCAGGUCCUGAAACGAACGAAGGAUGUUGCGGAAGUCGGGAUCGAUCAACUACAACGACAAACCAGAUUUUGGCUGAAAAGAUUAGCAGAGGCAGGUGUCAAAUUGACGGAUCAAUUGAGCACUUUGCAGGGAAAUGAGACGGCGCAGCGGCCGUCACAAAUGUAG
Messenger RNA from Aureobasidium musti, 1359 nucleotides. The record is from the annotation of a GenBank genome assembly. Lineage: Eukaryota; Fungi; Ascomycota; Dothideomycetes; Dothideales; Saccotheciaceae.